AUGGAUUCCGAACCUGCUGCUCCGUCACCGAACCCCAAACCAAACCUACCAACCCCAAGUAACGCCGUUAUUUCCUCCAAACCAAAACAACGAGACUUAUUAACCCAUUUGGAAGCUUACCUCGCCAAACGUGACGGCGUCGACAAGCUUCUCAAGAUUUGCCGUUACGUCGCGAAGCUGAUCGUCGCUUCGUCCGUCCUACCUUUGGACCCGAACCUCUCCCACCGUCUCAAAAGCUUUGAAUCUAGCGUCGGCGUGAGUCGGAAAGCUUUCCGGCUCGGGAAAUUUGUUCAAGACCUCAACGCGCUUCGUAACACGCGCGUGGAUUCCACGACCGAGUUGAUCCUCUCCGUGAUCGCUUACGGUAGCGAGGGAUUAUACUUUUUUGUUGAGCAAUUCGUUUGGUUAGCGAAAACCGGUUUGAUCGAUCCGAAGCGUUCGAAAAUUUUGACGAAGGUAAGCGCUUAUGCGGAACUCGUUGGUUAUUUCGGUAGUGUGACGGUGAAAUUUAGGGAUUUGGGGGUUAUUGUUGAGGAAGAGGGUUGUUUGAAAUCUAGCAUUGAGAUUGAGGGUUUGAGAGGUGAUGAUUUCGGAGAGAAAGAAUUGAAGUUAGCUAAAUUGAGAGAGAAGAAAUUGAUGAAGAGGUUCUCAAUUGUUCAGGAUUUGGCUGAUGGAUUGAUGGCUUUGGAUGAUAUUUUGGACGGGAAUGCGCCGUUUUCGAAACCGAUUGUGCUGUCUUCUGCAGGGCUUUUAUCAGCACUCAUUAGCACUCACAAGAAUUGGGUCUCUUGCUGA
Messenger RNA from Lathyrus sativus (Indian pea), 795 nucleotides. The record is from the annotation of a GenBank genome assembly. Lineage: Eukaryota; Viridiplantae; Streptophyta; Magnoliopsida; Fabales; Fabaceae.